UUGAGAGAGGCGCGCUUGGAGAGCAGGAGCGCAGUUGUACACCGUUCACCGCCUUGUGCGCAACACAGACCAGGAAUCUUUUAUAAACGAGAAAUAUAUCAAACACUCAGAUCAUCCCUCUUUCCCGCUACAUUUGCCAGUCAUUGAAGGACCCCAAAGGAACGCCGUCACUGUUGCAUCUAAGAGUCUACUUGGACAGAGGACCGUGCGGCUGAAAGUUCCUCGUUUCGGCCGCUGGAGAUUCUGUGCAAAUCCGGAGCAACAUGACAGCCGAGAAGAGCGGACCGGUUAUAAAUGGUAAACCAGAGGAUGGCAGGGACACGGAUGACUCAAGUUCCAGCCUAGACAACAGGGAGUACUACGAGAGGGGCCAGUGGAACAACAAGAUCGAGUUUGUCCUGUCCGUGGCUGGAGAGAUUAUUGGGCUGGGCAAUGUCUGGAGGUUUCCCUACCUCUGCUACAAGAAUGGAGGAGGUGCCUUCUUUGUUCCAUACGUCAUCUUCUUUGUAUGCUGUGGUAUCCCCGUAUUUUUCCUGGAGACUGCCCUUGGUCAGUUCACCAGUGAGGGAGGCAUCACAUGCUGGAGGAAAGUCUGCCCCCUGUUUGAGGGCAUUGGCUAUGCAACCCAGGUGAUUGAAGCUCAUCUAAACGUAUACUAUGUAGUUAUCCUUGCCUGGGCCAUCUUCUACCUCUUUAACUGCUUCACCACUGAGCUCCCAUGGGCUGGCUGUGGCCAUUACUGGAAUACUGAGAACUGCGUUGACUACUAUGGAGAAAACGCCACCAACAUUACUAACCCCAAUGCAACCUCCCCUGUUAUUGAAUUCUGGGAACGGAGGGUCCUGAAGAUAUCUGAUGGCAUUGAACACGUAGGGGGCAUGCGCUGGGAGCUUGCCAUGUGCCUGGCACUGGCCUGGUUUAUCUGCUACUUCUGCAUCUGGAAGGGACCCAAGUCAACUGGCAAGGUUGUGUAUGUGACUGCCACUUUUCCUUACUUCAUGUUGCUAAUUCUGCUGAUCAGAGGAGUAACGCUGCCAGGAGCGUUCGACGGCAUCAAGUUUUACCUCUACCCGGACAUCUCCCGACUUUCUGAUCCUCAGGUUUGGGUGGAUGCAGGAACACAAAUCUUUUUCUCUUAUGCCAUCUGCCUGGGCUGCCUUACUGCGCUUGGUAGUUAUAACGCCUACAACAAUAACUGCUACAGGGACUGCAUCAUGCUGUGCUGUCUAAACAGCGGCACAAGCUUUGUAGCAGGUUUUGCUAUUUUCUCCGUGCUGGGAUUCAUGGCGUACGAACAGAACGUGCCCAUUGAGGCCGUAGCAGAAUCUGGUCCUGGCCUUGCCUUCAUUGCAUACCCAAAAGCUGUGACCAUGAUGCCUCUGUCUCCACUUUGGGCCUGUCUAUUCUUUAUGAUGCUGAUCUUUCUUGGACUGGACAGUCAAUUUGUGUGUGUGGAAAGCCUGGUGACGGCUGUGGUGGAUAUGUACCCAGAGACGUUCAGGAGAGGCUACCGCAGAGAACUGCUGAUUCUUGGCAUGUCUAUUGCUUCUUUCCUUAUCGGACUCAUCAUGUGUACAGAGGGAGGGAUGUACGUCUUCCAGCUGUUUGAUUCGUACGCUGCCAGUGGGAUGUGCUUGCUCUUUGUGGCCAUCUUUGAGUCCAUAUGUAUCGGAUGGGUUUAUGGCAGCGACAGAUUCUACCGAAACAUUGAGGACAUGAUUGGCUACAAACCUGUUUUCUUCAUCAAAUGGUGCUGGAUGAUCUUGACCCCAGGCAUCUGUGCUGGUAUUUUCCUGUUCUUCUUGAUCAAAUACAAACCACUCAAGUACAACAAUGUGUACAUCUAUCCUGACUGGGGUUACGGCAUCGGCUGGUUCAUGGCGAUGUCCUCUAUGGUGUGUAUCCCUCUGGGAAUGAUCUGGAUGAUCUGGAAGACUCCCGGCACUUUCUCUGAGAGAAUGAAGAAGUUGACAACGCCCAGCCCGGACCUGAAAAUGCGAGGCAAGCUCGCCGCUCUCAGUCCGUAUGCCGCCAACGACGCCAUGCUAAAGGCUGAUGGGAAAAUAUCCACUGUCUCAGAGAAGGAAACACAUUUCUAACUGACUUGACGCAAAUAAGUCCAACCCUUAAAAAAUGACAGCCAUUACUGAAAUGUGAAAAAAUUCAAAGGCUUAUUUUGAUUUUGUAUAAAAAGAAGAAAAAAAACAGGAAAAUGGAUCACCAGAUAUUUAGUCUGCUUUUGUUUUGCACAAACUUUGAUAACACAUUCUUUUGGUUGCUUUAACCUCGUCACUAAAGCCGAUGCUUUCUUUGCUAACCAUUUAAUAGUUAAAAGGUGGUUUUGAUGACAUGUUUAUAUUGCCAAUAGUUUCCAACAUCUCUGUCUGUGCCUUGAGGACAAUACUAUUGUGUUGUAAAAGGCUUACAAUGUACACUCUAUUUUUAUUAAAGAGACUGUGCCUCAUAUUCAGUACGAGGUGCCCACGUGUCUGCAAUGUAGCAGUUUAGGAGGAUAUUGCCUAUGUCUUAGUAUUUAGAGACUAUAGGAGGGCAUUGAAAGCACUAAAAUAAGGCGUAAAAUGCAAUAUUCUGUUCCAAUGACGUCUAAUAUCUAGGCAAAACAUUUUAAAAAAGAUACAGUAACCAAAAUAUAUUCAUUGUUGAUUUCACUUUGUACAAUAUGUGCUUGUGUUUAAAAUAAAAUACACACGUGAAAUGA
This is a messenger RNA of Corythoichthys intestinalis (scribbled pipefish), 2719 nucleotides long. RefSeq names its product solute carrier family 6 member 11b (gene slc6a11b). Lineage: Eukaryota; Metazoa; Chordata; Actinopteri; Syngnathiformes; Syngnathidae. Gene Ontology annotation, cellular component: plasma membrane. Gene Ontology annotation, molecular function: gamma-aminobutyric acid:sodium:chloride symporter activity. Gene Ontology annotation, biological process: sodium ion transmembrane transport. The coding region runs from base 264 to 2099 and encodes 611 amino acids. The transcript is spliced from 15 exons. The record is from RefSeq and is a predicted model, not a curated record.